Carassius carassius (crucian carp) is the source of this 2025-nucleotide messenger RNA. It is a transcript of the gene pmpca, whose product is annotated as peptidase, mitochondrial processing subunit alpha. Gene Ontology annotation, molecular function: metalloendopeptidase activity; metal ion binding. The record is from RefSeq and is a predicted model, not a curated record. Bases 25 to 1578 code for a protein of 517 amino acids. The transcript has 13 exons. Gene Ontology annotation, cellular component: mitochondrion. NCBI's taxonomy places the organism in Eukaryota, Metazoa, Chordata, Actinopteri, Cypriniformes, Cyprinidae.
GCUCAUGCUCAAAUAGAAUCCAAGAUGGCUGCUCACAUGUCAAGAUUAAGGGGCUGGAGCCGAGCACAGAGGUUUGGCGUCGCGGUUUGUAGACCGUACAGCAGCGGCGGCGCGUGUCCCAGCGUGUCCCUGUCCACGCCGUUACCCGGGAUCCCCAAACCCGUCUUUGCCUCCGUGGACGGCCACGAGAAAUACGAGACUAAAAUCACCACCUUAGAAAACGGACUCAAAGUCGCAUCUCAGAAUAAAUUUGGUCAAUUCUGUACAGUUGGGAUUUUAGUAAAUUCAGGCUCGCGGCAUGAAGCAAAAUAUCCCAGUGGAAUUGCACACUUUUUGGAAAAGCUUUCAUUUUCUUCUACAGCCCAAUUUGGAAGUAAAGAUGAAAUUCUCCUAACACUUGAGAAACAUGGAGGCAUAUGUGACUGCCAAACAUCCAGGGACACAACAAUGUAUGCGGUUUCAGCGGAAGUUAAGGGUCUGGAUACUGUAGUGAAUCUCCUGUCAGAUGCGGUUCUGCAGCCCCGUUUAUUAGAUGAGGAGAUUGAGAUGGCCAGAAUGGCUGUUCGGUUCGAGUUGGAGGAUCUGAACAUGAGACCUGACCCGGAGCCUUUACUAACAGAAAUGAUUCAUGCUGCUGCAUACAGGGGCAACACUGUGGGCCUGCCUCGCUUCUGCCCUCCCCAAAAUGUUGAGAAAAUUGACAGGAAGUUGCUUCAUAAAUACCUACAGAGCUAUUACUGUCCGGAGCGCAUGGUGCUGGCCGGGGUUGGGAUUGAACAUGAGCAGCUUGUGCAGUGUGCCAGAAAGUAUCUCCUAAAUGUUGAACCAGUAUGGGGUGCGAGCACACCUGCCAACGUCGACCAGUCUGUAGCACAAUACACGGGUGGCAUUGUUAAGAUGGAGAAGGACAUGUCAGAUGUGAGUUUGGGUCCAACACCCAUUCCUGAACUAGCACACAUCAUGAUUGGGCUGGAGAGCUGUUCCUUUUUGGAGGAUGACUUCAUCCCCUUUGCGGUCCUCAAUAUGAUGAUGGGAGGCGGGGGGUCCUUCUCUGCUGGAGGGCCCGGAAAAGGCAUGUUCACCCGUCUCUACCUUAAUGUGCUCAACAGGCAUCACUGGAUGUACAAUGCUACUUCAUACCACCACAGCUAUGAAGAUAGUGGUCUGCUCUGUGUCCAUGCAAGUGCAGACCCUAGACAGGUGCGAGAAAUGGUGGAGAUCAUUACGAGGGAGUUUAUUCAGAUGGCUGGGACAGCAGGAGAAAUGGAGCUAGGGAGAGCCAAGACGCAACUGAAAUCCAUGCUCAUGAUGAACUUGGAGUCACGACCGGUCAUCUUUGAAGACGUAGGUCGACAAGUACUUGCGACAGGCAAGAGGAAGCUGCCACAUGAGCUGUGUGAGCUCAUCAGUAAUGUUACAGCCAGUGACAUCAAGAGGGUUACAACGAAAAUGCUGCGUAGUAAGCCUGCGGUGGCAGCACUGGGAGAACUGACAGAGCUGCCCUCAUACGAGGACAUUCAAGCCGCUCUCUCUAGUAAAGACGGACGUCUGCCUCGCAUAUAUCGUCUGUUCCGAUAAAGGACUGAACGCUGGUACCAUCUCGAGGCAAAUAUGAGGACUGACCCAACAAAUAUUACUCUGGACUGGAAUUCAAGUGCAAUGCUUGGACUGUGGUUGCAUUUCAUCUAUAAACUUAAGUCUAAAACAAUAGUUGACCCAAAAAUUCCGUCAUUAUUUAAUUACCCUCAUGUAGAUAUUUUAAAACUGUAGGACUUUCUACUGUGGAACAUAGAAGAUAUUUAGUCUAUAAAUUUCUAUAUGUCUAUAAAAGUCACUGGGCUCUAAUAGGUUUGGUUCUUCAAAAUAGCAUUUCUGUUAUGCCGAAGAAAGCAAGCGUUGUAAUGGUAUGAGGGUGUGGAAGAGACAUUUUAGAAACUGGCCGAGUUUAAAUUCACACACCAAUGCAUUAUUUUGCAUGAUUUUGUUGAAUUCAUGUGUUUAAAGUAAAUGAAUGUGUUAACUUCA